Molecule: messenger RNA, 1395 nt
Organism: Oppiella nova
Lineage: Eukaryota; Metazoa; Arthropoda; Arachnida; Sarcoptiformes; Oppiidae
Source: the annotation of a GenBank genome assembly
AUUUAAUAUAAAAGUGUUUAUGAAUCAUAACUUGUGAUAACUUGUGAAUAAAUUGUGAAAUAAAAACAUUUAUUACACAAACGUAUGGCAACUCAUAGAUAAGCGUUGAAUCGACGCCUAAAUUAUUAAUUCAAACAAAACAUAAUUAUUUGAAAUUAAAAUCACUUUACUAUUGAGUGGUAUUGAGGUUCAGAGGGUUAGCUAUGAACCAAGAAGGACCCCGAUUAACGUUCAAACAAAACAUCAAUGAGUAUAUCAAAGAUGUUGAACUCAGCGACCAAUUCGUUGCGUUAUUGCGGACACACCCUUCCAGUGAUGAACUGGAUGAUAUUCUGAAACAGAAGGAACUGGAGGUUCAGAAACGGCAGAUAUUCUUGCAGUUCACUCACGAGCGCCACGACUGCGACCUUCUGGCAAAUAUGCUGCAGGAGUCGGGUCAGGACAGGGCGGCCGACAAACUGCGCCAAUACAACAAGUCUGAGGAGCCCUGGAGUUACACCAAUGAUAUCAAGUUAAAUGUGGUGAACGCCAAAACCCUACGUUCCGGUCACUCCACUUACUUCCGUAUGGACUCCAAACCGAGGGGAAGGGCUGUCAUAUUCGUGACAAUACCGGCGCUCAGGAAUGAGACUCUCCGGUGGCAGUCAUUACUCGAACAGAUCUACUUUCGGGUGGAAAUACAUCCGGGGCUGACAUGUGAUGGCAUUAACACCGUAUUGAACGCUGUGGUCGAUGACCGCAAUGAAGGAGAUUCACUGAUAGUGAUGUUCAUAGGGCACGGACACGACGAGAAGGUGCUGGGGUCUGGUGAGGCACCGGGCGAUGAGAUGUCCGUUAAGACUAUUGUCGACAAGUUUUCUGAGGAUAAGUGUCCCUCACUUCGCAAUAAACCCAAGAUUUUUCUGUUUAAUUGCUGUCGAAAUAAGUGGCCCGAACGCGAAGUGCCGGCUAAAUACUUGGGUAAUAGCAAGCUAUUGGUGGUUAAUUUGGAGUCCAUUGACACCUCCUGGGUCAAUGUGAAUAAGCGCACCUAUGUCAUAUACGCCUGUGCCGAGGGUGUGAAAAGCUGGUACGAUGAAGAAUCAGGGCUAACUAUAUUUGGACAGGCAUUCAGUCACACAUUAGCGCAAUACGCCUGGUAUAAGCACCUGACCGAGCUCAUUAUGAUGACACAUUCCCGGCUGGAAAGUGAGUUCAUAAACUCGAAGUAUGAGUUACGACCGGAGAUUAAGAUGAAUUCCGUGGACAGACAGCUGUACCUCAAUCCAGGCCUACCGCGAAGUUAAUGAGUGUUUGAUUGAAAUGAGACAAUCAUUUGUCAAAUUAUGUUGACUGCCAUAUAUAGUGCCAUUUAUUUAAUUAAUAUUGCAAAUAAACAUUUGGUUUUAAUUCUAA